Molecule: messenger RNA, 5291 nt
Organism: Pipistrellus kuhlii (Kuhl's pipistrelle)
Lineage: Eukaryota; Metazoa; Chordata; Mammalia; Chiroptera; Vespertilionidae
Gene: DACH1
Product: dachshund family transcription factor 1
Exons: 11
Coding region: 518-2605 (695 amino acids)
Source: RefSeq, a predicted model, not a curated record
ACUUUUCAGCUCAUUUUCUCUCUGUCAUUCCCCUCUCAAUCUUUGAUCAAUGUACUUGCCGGGGAGAACCCAAGUCCUCAAGCCUCCUCCUCCUUUUCACCGUCCUCUUUAACUUUGUGCCGGAGCGGGACCCGCACAACCACAGCCGACCCUCCCCGCUCGCCUCCCCACCCCUGCACCCCCCCCCCCUCCCAAACCAACACCGAUCGCAGCCCCCGGAGAGGACUCGCCUUUCCACUUGCGGGACACUUUGGCGCGUUCCUCUCCAGCGCGCCUCUCGCGCUCACCCCUCCGGCGCCCGCUCGCUCUCUCUCGCCCUCACCUCCUCCUCUCCCCUUCCUCCUCCUCGCUUCUCCCCGAGUUGUUGUUGUGGUUGUUGCUGCCCCGGUUCCUUCUCUCCUUUCUCCCCCUUCGCCCUCCCCGGGGUUGUGCGCUCGUGUGGCAACUUUCCCCCCUUGGCUUCUCCUCUUCCUCCUCCUCCUGCUGCUCCUCCCGGCGGCUCCCCGUCUAUGUGGCCAUGGCAGUGCCGGCGGCUUUGAUCCCUCCGACCCAGCUGGUGCCCCCGCAGCCCCCGAUCUCCACGUCGGCGUCCUCCGCGGGCACCACCACCUCCACCUCCUCGGCGACCUCGUCCCCGGCUCCGGCCAUCGGGCCCCCGGCGUCCUCCUCGGGGCCAACUCUGUUCCGGCCGGAGCCCAGCGCUCCGGCGGCGGCGGCGGCCACGGGACCCUCCACCGGCGGCGGCGGCGGCAGCGGAGGCGGCGGCGCUGGCAACGGAGGCGGCGGCGGCGGCGGCAACUGCAACCCCAGCCUGGCGACCGCGGGCGGCGGUGGCGGCAUCAGCGCCGGCGGCUGCGGCGCCUCCAGCACCCCCAUCCCCGCGAGCUCCGGCGGCGGCGGCGGCGGCGGCGGCAGCAGCAGCAGCAGCAGUAGCAGCAGCAGCAGCAGCAGCAGCAGCAGCGGCAGCAGCAGCUGCGGCCCCCUCCCCGGGAAGCCCGUGUACUCGACCCCGUCCCCAGUGGAAAACACCCCCCAGAAUAAUGAGUGCAAAAUGGUGGACCUGAGGGGGGCCAAGGUGGCCUCGUUCACCGUGGAGGGCUGCGAGCUCAUCUGCCUGCCCCAGGCGUUCGACCUGUUCCUGAAGCACUUGGUGGGGGGCUUGCACACCGUCUACACCAAGCUCAAGCGCCUGGAGAUCACGCCGGUGGUGUGCAACGUGGAGCAGGUCCGCAUCCUGCGGGGGCUGGGGGCCAUCCAGCCCGGGGUGAACCGCUGCAAACUCAUCUCCAGGAAGGACUUCGAGACCCUCUACAAUGACUGCACCAACGCAAGUUCUAGACCUGGAAGGCCUCCUAAGAGGACUCAGAGUGUCACUUCCCCAGAGAACUCGCAUAUCAUGCCACAUUCUGUCCCCGGCCUCAUGUCUCCUGGGAUAAUUCCACCAACAGGUCUGACAGCAGCAGCUGCAGCAGCUGCCGCUGCUACCAAUGCAGCGAUUGCUGAAGCAAUGAAGGUGAAAAAAAUCAAGUUAGAAGCCAUGAGCAACUAUCAUGCCAGUAAUAACCAACAUGGAGCAGAUUCUGAAAAUGGGGACAUGAAUUCAAGUGUUGGACUGGAACUUCCUUUUAUGAUGAUGCCCCACCCUCUAAUUCCUGUCAGCCUACCUCCAGCAUCUGUCACCAUGGCAAUGAGCCAGAUGAACCAUCUCAGCACCAUUGCAAACAUGGCGGCGGCAGCGCAAGUUCAGAGCCCCCCGUCCAGAGUGGAGACAUCUGUUAUUAAGGAGCGUGUUCCAGACAGCCCAUCCCCUGCCCCCUCGCUGGAGGAGGGCCGAAGGCCUGGCAGUCACCCAUCAUCACAUCGCAGCAGCAGUGUGUCCAGCUCUCCUGCAAGGACUGAGAGCUCUUCCGACAGAAUCCCUGUCCAUCAGAAUGGGCUGUCCAUGAACCAGAUGCUGAUGGGUUUAUCACCAAACGUCCUCCCUGGGCCCAAAGAGGGAGAUUUGGCCGGUCAUGAUAUCGGACAUGAGUCGAAAAGAAUGCAUAUUGAUAAAGAUGAGACCCCGCUUUCCACACCAACUGCAAGAGACAGCCUCGACAAACUUUCUCUAACUGGGCAUGGACAACCACUGCCUCCUGGUUUUCCAUCUCCUUUUCUGUUUCCUGACGGAUUGUCUUCCAUAGAGACCCUGCUGACUAACAUCCAGGGGCUCUUGAAAGUUGCCAUAGAUAAUGCCAGAGCUCAAGAAAAACAGGUCCAACUGGAAAAAACAGAGCUGAAGAUGGAUUUUUUAAGGGAACGAGAACUAAGGGAAACCCUUGAAAAGCAGUUGGCUAUGGAACAGAAAAAUAGAGCCAUAGUUCAAAAGAGGCUAAAGAAGGAGAAAAAAGCAAAGAGAAAAUUGCAGGAAGCACUUGAAUUUGAGACGAAACGGCGUGAGCAAGCGGAACAAACACUGAAACAGGCAGCUUCAACAGAUAAUCUCAGGGUCUUAAAUGACUCGCUGACCCCAGAGAUAGAAGCUGACCGCACUGGCGGCAGAACAGAUGCUGAAAGGACAAUACAAGAUGGAAGACUGUAUUUGAAAACUACUGUCAUGUACUGAAUCUUUCCUGUUGAAGAAAUCCAUGUUAUAGUAAAGAACUUUGCAGUCAGACAUUCAUCGUUGAAAAGUUUGGAAAAAAAUAAAAGUCCUUUUAAGGGAACUGCCUCAAUUUUGUGUAUUAAUGUUCUUUAAAAGUUUAAGUAUUCUACAAAAAAAAUUCCUCCACUGAUUUUCACCUAUGGUUAUACCAGAGACCUGAGAAUGUUUGUAAAUGUACAAGUAUCAAACUUCUUACAAUGAGUAUCUGCAACUUUGCUGCUGGACACUUGUAUACAGAGCUAAAGGCAGGUCUGUAUAAGACCUAGCUUUGUUUUUUUAAUGGAAUGAACCAUUUUCUUCUUCUGAAUAUUCUGUAUCUGAGCACAUCAAGAGACUCCUGUAGCAGUGGUCACCCAGACUUACAGAAUUAUGUCCUCCAGAAACCAGCAAGAACACUUGGAAAUGAACUUAUAGGAGGCAUAGAGGAUUCCUUAAAAGUCAAUACAAUAAAGAGUAAUAUUCUGUUACAUUCUAUUUUAAACUCUCUAAUUGUGGGGUUUCUCCUGAAGAUGUUUUUUCACAUACUUCCCAAAAGGCCAAUAAGUGGAUAUUGACAACAACCCAGUGAAAUAACAUUUUGAGUAUCUGGAAGGAAGUAUUGAAUAUAAGCCAAAAGGUUUCACUGAAGGUCUUUUUUUCUUUUAAAGAAAGGAAACACAAAUGCAACAUGUUUUCAUUCCUGACUGGUAGUGGUAUAUAGAAUUGAAAAUAAUAAUGAUGCUUCUUAUUCAAACUGUUGGUCACAUGUACAGUAUAUAAACAUAAAACAUACAAGGAAGGUAUGUAUGUAUGCAGUAGUAUACUAGAGUUUAGAAAAAUGAAAAUUUUAGAAAAUAUGUUUUGUCACCCUGUUGGUCAGAAAGACACCUUUCUGGUUUUAACGCAUGCAGGCAUGUAAAUAUCUGUCUGGAGUCACAGUAUUAAUGAAUGAGAUCUUAAGCAUCUGGUGACAUCAGAACUCUGUGUCAGCCAUUUUUAUUUGUAUAUUGAACCCUAGUUAGUGCCCCAAGCUGCACUAUUGAGAAUGGAUUGUGGCUGAACAGUAAAUUGAAGCACCAGAAAUAUUUUUAUAUGUUAACGUCAUAUUAUGUUAAUGUUGCUGAGAAAAAACAAAACCUGACAAACCCUUGAUGUAUCAGUCCAAUACCAUGUAGCGCUGAGUGAUAAAGUUAAAAUGUGUUGUGCUUCCCACCCUAGUCAGAGGGAAGGGUGCUUACGUGUUAUUUUCACUGUCUUUGGAGAGUUACAGUAUAUGUUUCCACUUUGUGCAGAUAACUGGAAGUAAAGCUGCAAACAGUGCGUAUUAUAUGCUAAAGUUACCUUCUCUUUGCUUUUCCAUACCUGCAGUUACAUCUUUAAAGGCUGACACUAUGAAUCAGUACAGUUAUGAUUCAUUUUAUGAUUUUGCUGUCACAUUAAAAUUUAUGGUUGUAACAUUAUUUAUUACCAUAAAUGGCAAAAUCUUAAAUAUCCAAGGAAACUAGCUUAAAAUGUUCAAGUAGUUUGGAUUUGGAUUAAUUAUUUGGUUAAGAGAAAAAUAUUAUACAUACUCUGGCAGUAAGCUUCAAUAGUUUGUAGGUCUUUCUUGUAAUACUGGAACAUACUUCUUUUGUGUAGCUCACUACAAAACAGCGAAGUCCAUUUUUUUUAAUACAAUAUAAAGGUUAUAUAUACAGUUCCUAUUUUAGCUUGCUUUAAAGGGAGUAAUAUUUUUAUUUAAAAUACUGUUAGUUAAUGCUUUGUAGAAACUUGGGUUUCUAAGCAUAGUUCUUCCAUUAACCAUCUCUUGUUUGAGCGCAGAAGAUUCUAAUCCUAGUUGUAUCUAUUUCUUGCUUUUCUCUGUAUGCAGUCUUUAAAGGAUUACAACACUUACAAUUGGAGGGACUUGUGGCAAGCUUUUGAAUCAUACAUUUUUUAACGAUUUUUUUUUUUUUAAAAAGCCUACAACUUACAUAUGUAGUAGCACCAUUGCUCUGCUCCUUGCAUAGAGUCACCUGGUAAGUAGGUUAAGUAGUUUUAAAAUACAUACUUUCAAGACCUUUGAGAAUGCUUUAGGAUUGGGUUUGAUAUAAAAAAAUAGCAAGGAUUAAAGAAAAGAGCUAUCGACUAUAUGUUAAGAGAGAAUCUUACUAACACUGUUGUAAAUAUUACAAUUCAUGAAAUGUUAUUUUAAGUCUGUAACUUAAGUUUACCCCCACCUUUUUUUUUUUUUUUUUUUUUUUAGUUAUAUAGGUUGGUUUGAAAUUUGUUUUGGUAUAAACAAGUAAAAUUGUGCCCAUUUUAUGGUUUCCAUGCUUUUGUAAUCCUAGAAAUAUUAAUGUCUAGUUCUAUAUUAUAACCACAUUUGCGCUCUAUGCAAGCCCUUGGAACAGAACAUACUCACCUUCAUGUAGGACCUAUGAAAAUUGUCUAUUUUUAUCUAUAUAUUUAAAGUUUUCUAAAAAUGAUAAAAGGUUAUUACGAAUUUUGUUGUACAAAAUCUGUACAAAAAAAUCUGUUUUUACAUCAUAAUGCAAAAAUUGGAAAUUUUUCUAUGGUAGCCUAGUUCUUUGAGUCUGGUUUCAAUGUGAGAACCAUGUUUACUGUUAUUGUAUUUAAUUUUCUUUUUUCUUUUCAACAAUCUCCUAAUAAAACUGUCUGAAAUCUC